This is a messenger RNA of Grammomys surdaster, 1320 nucleotides long. Its product is annotated as calreticulin-like. The record is from RefSeq and is a predicted model, not a curated record. The coding region runs from base 1 to 1320 and encodes 439 amino acids. The transcript has 9 exons. Gene Ontology annotation, molecular function: calcium ion binding. Gene Ontology annotation, biological process: protein folding. NCBI's taxonomy places the organism in Eukaryota, Metazoa, Chordata, Mammalia, Rodentia, Muridae. Gene Ontology annotation, cellular component: endoplasmic reticulum membrane; endoplasmic reticulum.
AUGAAGAGCCCAUCGCUGCUGCCUCUGCUGCUGCUAACCACCUGCACCUUCAGGGCACAGGGGAAGAGACGACAAGUCUAUUUCCGGGAGGAGUUCGAAGAUGGGGAUGGAUGGACAAAACGGUGGGUACAAUCUAAACAUCAGUCAGAUUACGGUAAAUUCCAGCUGUCGUCGGGGAAAUUUUAUCAAGAUAAAGAGAGAGAUAAAGGUCUCCAGACCACAGAAGAUGCCAAGUUCUAUGCCCUUUCCACCAGGUUUAAGCCAUUCAGCAAUGAGAAUGAGACCUUGGUGGUUCAGUUUUCAGUAAAACAUGAGCAAGGCAUCGAUUGCGGUGGUGGGUAUGUGAAACUCUUUCCUGCCACACUGAACCAGGAGGAUAUGCACUCAGAAUCCGAGUAUUACAUCAUGUUUGGCCCGGACAUCUGUGGCUUUGGCAACAACAGACUACAGGUCAUCCUUUAUCACAAAGGGAAAUACCAUGAGAACAACAAGACCCUCAAGUGCAGGAUCAAUAAAGACACUCACCUGUACACACUGAUCCUUCGCCCUAAUGCUACUUAUGAGGUUAAAAUUGACAACGAGAAGGUGACAAGUGGAGGACUGGAAGAUGACUGGGAGUUCUUGCCUCCCAAGAAAAUAAAAGACCCCUACGCCAGAAAACCAAGGAAAUGGGAUGAACGGCUACAGAUAGAGGAUCCUGAAGAUAAGAAACCUGAGGACUGGGAGGACUCUGAAUUCAUCCCAGACCCAGAUGCCAAGAAGCCGGAUGACUGGAAUGAGGCGAUGGAUGGAGUGUGGGAAGGGCCCCUGAUACCAAACGUCAAGUACAAGGGAGAAUGGAAACCUCGGAUCAUUGACAAUCCCAAUUACCAGGGGGAGUGGAUUCACCCAGAGAUAGACAACCCCAAAUACAGGCCUGACCCCACCAUUUGUCACUAUCAUAAUAUCAGUGUCCUUGGCCUGGAGCUUUGGCAGGUGAAAUCAGGCAGCAUCUUUGACAAUUUCCUUCUGACAAAUGAUGAAGAGUUUGCUGAAGAGGUUGGAAAUAUGACCUGGGGAUUAAGAAAGGAUGUGGAGCAGCAGUGGAGAGAACUGUAUGAGGAAAUGGAGAAACAGAAGGAGGCAGAGGAGGCCAAGAAGAAGAGGGAAAAGCAGCGAGCCAGGCAAGAGGACAUCUGGGGACUAGAUGAGGAGGACGAGGAGGACAAUGAAGAGGACGCUGAGGAGGAAGCAGAGGAAAGGCCCAAGCAGGAAGGUAGUGCCGCGAGAGCAUCUCUGGAUCAAAAGGAAGCCCAUUUUGAUCAGAAGGAUGAACUGUAA